Molecule: messenger RNA, 1986 nt
Organism: Biomphalaria glabrata
Lineage: Eukaryota; Metazoa; Mollusca; Gastropoda; Planorbidae
Exons: 5
Coding region: 146-934 (262 amino acids)
Biological process (GO): lipid metabolic process
Cellular component (GO): membrane
Molecular function (GO): oxidoreductase activity, acting on the CH-CH group of donors
Source: RefSeq, a predicted model, not a curated record
AGAAUCUAGAUCUAGUAGUACUACUUAGCUACUAGAUCUAGUAGAUUUAAGUAGAUAUCUAGAUAUAGAUUCUAGAACUGUUCGAACUAUCUAGAUCUAGAAAAGAAGAUCAUCUAAAAUCUAUUCUAGCUACGAAGUUUAUCACAUGAAUCCAUUUGAUUUUAUAAUGGGAAAUGUCAUAGGAAGAGCAGCCGUUGUAGACUUUGGAAUUCAGUGGAGCUGCUGGAUAAUUGCAGCUUUUCUUCAAACAGAAAAGUUUUACGACUUAGCAGGCUCUAUUACUUUUGUGACCUUAACCUUGCUAAGUUUGAGUCAAAAUAAAACAUUGCAUACCAGACAAAAAGUUAAUAGUGGACUUGUAAUAGCAUGGGCUUCUAGAUUAGGCUACUAUUUGUUUACAAGAGUUAUAAAAGAUGGAGGUGAUAAACGUUUCAAUGUUGUCAAACACAAGCCUGGAUUAUUCUGGGUCUAUUGGACUAUUCAAGGUGUCUGGGUGCUGUCAACUCUGCUCCCAACGAUCAUAGUGAAUUCCAAGAAAAAUAAUAAGCCCAUUCAGACUCUUGAUAAAAUUGGAUGGGGAAUUUGGGGACUUGGUUUUAUCUUAGAGGCAUUAGCUGAUUACCAGAAGUCACAAUUUCGCAGCAUUCCUGAAAAUGCUGGUAAAUUUAUCGACGCAGGCUUAUGGAGCAUCUCAAGGCAUCCCAACUAUCUGGGAGAGAUUCUUAUGUGGACUGGACUCUACAUAUCCUCCUAUACUACCUUACAAGGAUGGGAACAUAUUAGUGUAAUAUCUCCAUUAUUUUUAUCUUAUCUUCUGACCAAUGUUAGUGGCAUUCCCAUUCUGGAAGCUGCCGGAUUCAAACGCUGGGGUCAAAGCCCUGAAUACAUUGCCUAUGUUAAAAGAACUGCUAAACUGAUUCCAUUUAUUUGGUAAUUUUAGUUAAAAUAAAUAGUUUUAAUUCAUAGUAACUUUUCAUUACUAAUUUCUUUUUUAAAUCAUUUGAAUAUAUAAAGAGAUGAAAUUUUCCCCUAUCAACCAUUUUUUUCCUUUCUAUACCUUUAUGAUUUGAUCUAUUCUAUUAUAGGUCAUCAGCAAAAAUAACAAUAAAGCCUACUGGUGUUAUUGAAAGGAAAAAAGUCACUAAUAGCUUUGUGUAGUCUGUCACAUUUAGAUAUUAAAAAAUAAUAGCGCUAUUGAAAAUAUGAUUUCACUAUUCUUUCUGUAACAUUUUACAUCUUGAGAGUCAAUCUUUAACCUUUGCAAUUUCUCAUGUGAGGCCAUUUGUGAUACAUAUGCACUGUCACAAGUUACUUUAAGAUAUGUGCAGUGGCUAUAUUUGAUCUUCCAAAAACAUAUUUUCAAUUUACGUCACUACUUAAAAGACUUUAUAUCCACUAAGAAAAUUAAUAAUAGGAAUACUAUUUUAUAAUGUAGGGAAACAAAAGAACUUGUUUUCUUUUUUUUUUUUUUGUAACUUUUAUAUAUGACAUUUAAUUUUUGUCAAAAUAAUUGUAUAUAUUUAACCAAUUUUUGUUUCCUUAAUGUGCACUAAGUAGGCAUAUUGUAUACAUUUAAACAUAUUUUUGAAAACAUAAUUUCAUAGCCAGUUCUUGUUAUUUAAUAUAACUAAAGUACUGAACGUUACCAUUCUUGUGCUACUUUUUUGUUAACAUGUUAAAAGUUCUCUAAUAUUCACAAAGACCUUAUUCUGGCAUUCAACAAGGAGGACCUUAUGCACUGUAUGUGAGUGAAUGAAUGCAAUCAUGUUUUAUAUGUAUUAUUUGCAUGGAUGAAAAUAAGAUUGUAGUUUGUAAGAGUUUCAUAUGAAUAUUUAUUAACCCUAGGGUACAUACAUUUAGUUCUUAAUAUAAAAAAUUGUCUUGAUGUAUUAAAAAUUGUGUUUAUGUAAAAUGUAUUUAAACUGGUGGGCAUACAUGUUGACUGCUGGGAAGGCAUGGCUGUAGGCUAUACUCUGUGAAAAGAGA